This is a messenger RNA of Branchiostoma floridae (Florida lancelet), 2677 nucleotides long. RefSeq names its product fibropellin-3-like. Gene Ontology annotation, molecular function: calcium ion binding. Lineage: Eukaryota; Metazoa; Chordata; Leptocardii; Amphioxiformes; Branchiostomatidae. Bases 119 to 1546 code for a protein of 475 amino acids. The transcript has 11 exons. The record is from RefSeq and is a predicted model, not a curated record.
UGUGUGUGUGUGUGUAACGUUAUGUGUGUUGUACGUGUGCACGUCGGUGAGUGACGUAUGUUUGGGUGUAAUAACAACUAGUUAUCUUUUGCGUUCUACCUUAGCGCGUGUCGUUGGCAUGUGGAACAAGGUGACAGUUAGUACAUUGAUUCUGCUUGCACUGGGCUGUGGCAUCUUGAUGAUUGCGUCAGUUAUCACCGCUUCAGUCCUGGCAACUCAUCUCAUACAUGAGAAAAAGAAUACAUUCGAUUCAAAGAUGCAAGCAGGCAUGAUGGUCUCAAAAACACCUGGCCCUCCAUCGUCCAUGGCAUUCUUCAACCACAGCAGCUCUGCCUCUCUUGUUGCCAAAUAUCAACCGGAAUCAGCAGAUUUAUUUGCAAACACCACCGAGACCCUGCCUGUAACCGUCACAUUUCUGUCAACUACAGACAUGAUUGGAUGUGUGCAGAAGCCCUGUCAGCAUGGAACCUGUGUGAACAAGGAUACUGGUUACAGCUGCAUCUGCCUUCCGGGAUGGACUGGACAAAACUGCCAGCAAGGUGACUUGCGUAAACAUUCAUUCACUCACUCACUCACUCACUCAAUGCUUGUCAGUCUGUUCCAUUCUACGGCCCUGUCCAUGGUGCUAAACUUACAUUCACACCUGAACGAGUGUAUCUGGAAACCAUGUCAACAUGGACGCUGUCUGAACCAAGAUGGCGGCUACAAAUGUACCUGUGACCCUGGAUGGAUUGGACGAAACUGUCAGCAAGACAUAAAUGCGUGUAUGAGGAACGCAUGCCAACAUGGACGCUGUGCGAACCAAGAUGGCGACUACAACUGUACCUGUGACCCUGGAUGGACUGGGCACAACUGUCAGCAAGACCAGAAUGAAUGUACCAUAAAUCCCUGCCAACAUGGACGCUGUGUGAACAAUGAUGGUAGCUACAGGUGUAUCUGCAGCCCACGAUGGAUUGGACAGAACUGUCAGCUAGACCUGAAUGAAUGUACCAGGAAGCCAUGCCAACAUGGACGCUGUGUGAACCAAGAUGGCGGCUACAAAUGUAUCUGUGACCCUGGAUGGACUGGACAGAACUGCCAGCAAGCCAAGCUAUGCCGUCGUGGGUGGAGUGGAUAUAAGGGUCACUGCUACACGUUGGUGACAAAAGCAGACAACUGGCAAAAUGCGAACUCAAAGUGUAAACAGGAUGGUGCGAAUUUGGCCUCUAUCACCAGCCGUGAGGAGGCCAACUUCAUCAACAAUAUCAUCGUUGGUGCUCCUGUUGGGAACUGGGGUGUUCAUCUAGUCUGGUUUGGACUGAAUCGCAAGGAUGAAAAGUUCCGUCAGUUUACCGAUGGGUCAAAGGUCACCUACACGAACUGGGAGCCGGGAGAGCCUAACAACAAUUGCAAUAUUAUGUCAUGGUUUGAAGGACAGGAAUGUGUCGGUGUGUACUCAAAGGAUGGAGAUGCCGGCCUCAUUUUCCGCGUCCAGGUGAAGAGAGGACAGUGGAAUGACGAUCAGUGCUCCCGUCACUAUCCCUUCAUUUGCAAGCGUCCCAAAUAACAAUAAUCCACCCUGUGAGAGAAACAAAUACGACCUUGUAUCUCCUAACAUGGCUCUAGCUGUCGAAUAAAGUUAGCGGGGCGUUAUAUUGUUACCGUAAACGCCUAAGGAAUAGUGGUACAUUAGUGUUAUUAUCAUACAGACAAUUCAAAGUCAUAAUGUUGACAAGUUGCAAUCCAUCAUUCCUUCAAGUGCGCAUUCGUAGCUUCUUGGCCGAUCAUGAAUGAACUGGUUUUGCUUACAUUAACCGAUGGGAAUGGAGACGUCUGAUUGGUCCAUGCAGCCAUGACCCAGCACUUGUUGUUAUCUUUUUGUAACAAUCAUGAGUUGUUUUCUUAUUUUAAUUGGAUAACUCUUUUGCCUGAUAACUAAAUUGAUUGUAAUAAGUACUGUUUAUUUAAUACCCUUUUUUCAUAUGUUCAAUAGCAGAAAAGCCCUGGUUACAAGUUUGUGACCGAGUACACUGUACAAUUAAUAUGAAUAUCAUUAGUAUUAUAAGUUUGAAGACUAAAAGGUUUUCUUGUAUAUUUGUAUUCCUUGCUAGUUUGGAAGGACUUUUGAAUAUACCUGUGUGGCUUUACAUGAGUACAAUUUCUAAAAUGUCAUUUGGACGCCUGUCUAACGAGCGAAAACAAUAUUUCAACGGUUGGAAUACUAGUUGCAAGAUGAUAGUUGACAGCUCAGAAUGCAUAGUUACAAACCUAGUUUUCACUGUUAUGGUUGUUCUUACGUACCGAUCCGAGUGAAAUAUGACAUUGUGUGUGACAAUUACUUAAAUGUAAUUUCGAUAGCAGCUCAUUGGAAGAAAAGACAGGUUGCAAAAAGAUCUUGAGAAAGAUUACAUUAUGUUUUACUCAUCUUAAUUAACUUGACUUAAGUGCAGAGAGAUGCAGUGAAAAUUGUACCUGUAGAGUUUACAUUGCCAUUUGCCUAUUUCUGGUGAAGUGCAAUGGUAAUGACUUAACGUUAUUACUGAAAAGUAUAUCAUAGUGAAUAUCCAUAUAUAAGGAAAGGUCAUGAGAUGCAUUGAUUAGUCUUUCUGAAUGAUUUUGCUAUGUACAUGCUAUAUGUACUUAGUUACGUGUAUGUGUGUGUGCGUGCGCGUGUGUGUGUAUAUAUGUGUGUGUGUGU